AUGUAUCUAUCACUCGGCGGGCAUGGAUCACUUUUGACACCAAACAAGCAACAAAUUGAGGCCCGCAACCAGAAGUUGACAUUUAGAGCGUCGCAGUAUUACCGUAGAGAAGAUGCCAUUAUGUCAUUGCGUGUACACUGUACUACUGUAUGCCAAGAGGCAGAGGCUGAGCUGAACUACCCAUCAAGCGAAGCGGUGACUAGGAACGAUGGUAGUAGGCAAGGUGCAAAUUGGAAGACCUGCAUGCCGCAAUCAAGACACUACGCGCACUGUCCCUACUUCAAAGGUCUUGAGGCAUAUCGCGUACCGUACUACUUGGGGGCUGUUCGUUGUAUCAUACAGCCCCCAAGUAAUUCUAUGGAUACCGUGCAUCUUUGCAUUGACGGAUCGUGUCCCCUGGAGUUUCCAAAAAUCGAAAAGCCUCCUUUUAUCAGGCCACCCUGA
Pyricularia oryzae 70-15 is the source of this 444-nucleotide messenger RNA. RefSeq lists its product as uncharacterized. The transcript has 7 exons. Lineage: Eukaryota; Fungi; Ascomycota; Sordariomycetes; Magnaporthales; Pyriculariaceae. The record is from RefSeq and is a predicted model, not a curated record. Bases 1 to 444 code for a protein of 147 amino acids.